Molecule: messenger RNA, 1170 nt
Organism: Triticum turgidum subsp. durum (durum wheat)
Lineage: Eukaryota; Viridiplantae; Streptophyta; Magnoliopsida; Poales; Poaceae
Source: the annotation of a GenBank genome assembly
AUGAUCACCCAGGUUCUGACAGUGGAAGGCGCGCCCAAGAGAAAGCUCCGGAACAUGGUGUUGGAGGCCACUAGGAGUCAGAGAUUCGAAAGGGUCACAAGAAACUUAAAGGUAACUAGGCUAUUCUCCACACUGGUGGAAGAGCUGAAGGCCAUAGGACUAUCUCCCCAAGGUCCGGCACAGUGCAGCGAUGUGAUGGUCCCAGUAGCACAUUGUGAUCGCAGCCCAGUCCUACUCCUGAUGGGUGGCGGAAUGGGAGCUGGCAAGAGCACUGUACUUAAAGAUAUACUAAAGGAAUCAUUUUGGUCUGGAGCAGCAGCAAAUGCAGUGGUGGUGGAGGCAGAUGCAUUCAAGGAAACCGAUGUCAUAUAUCGAGCAAUCAGCUCAAGAGGUCACCACAACGACAUGUUGCAGACGGCAGAGCUGGUGCACCAGUCAUCGAUGGACGCGGCCUCGUCGCUCCUGGUGACCGCCCUGAACGAAGGGAGGGACGUGAUCAUGGACGGCACGCUGUCGUGGGAGCCAUUUUUCCAGCAAACGGUAGCCAUGGCAAGGGCAGUGCACCGGCAGCGGUACCGCAUGGGCGUCGGCUACAAGGUCACUGAAGAUGGGUCGAUCACGGAGGAUUACUGGGAGCCGGUUGAGGCCCGCAGUACUGACGAAGAGAGCGAGAUGAGAUCGAGGAAGCCUUACCGCAUCGAGCUCGUCGGUGUCGUCUGUGAUGCCUACCUCGCUGUUGUGAGAGGAAUCAGGAGAGCGGUGAUCACGGGGAGAGCGGUGAGGGUCAAGUCCCAGCUGCAGUCGCACAAGCGAUUCGCCACCGCAUUCCGUGGAUACUGCGGCGUCGUCGACAACGCGAGGCUCUACAGCACCAACUCCAUGGGUGCCCCAAAGUUGAUAGGGUGGAAGGACGGCGAGAGCAACCUGCUGGUGGACCCGGAGGAGAUCGGGUGCCUGGAGCGGGUGAGCGGCCUGAACGACGAGGCCAACUGCGUGGACGAGCUCUACCCGGACGGCCAGCCGUCGCCGUCGGCGUGGCAGGACCUCGUGGCGUCGCCGUCGAGGGCGUCCGUGCAGCGCGAGCUCAGGGCCGCCGUCCAGGCGAGCGAGGCGCGCUUCCGGGCCGACGGCGCCCUCCGCGGCGGCGACGCGCCGGUACAAACUUUUUGA